This is a messenger RNA of Paramuricea clavata, 375 nucleotides long. NCBI's taxonomy places the organism in Eukaryota, Metazoa, Cnidaria, Anthozoa, Malacalcyonacea, Plexauridae. The record is from the annotation of a GenBank genome assembly.
AUGAAUAAGCUUGCGGUUGUCAUAUCUGUUCUCUUUGCUGUUGUUUGUGUCGUCGAAGCAAGACGAUGCCGAUAUGCCUUCACUUAUGCAAUAUGUGAGAAGCAAUGUUGUGGCAAAGAAGACGAUAUGUUAUGUUUGACAAGCUGUGAAAACAUUACGUGUUCAAGUAACGAGGACUGCGGGAAAAGUUGCUGUAAGAAUGGAAAAUGUGGGCAUCCGAAUUCCUCGGAUUGUGGCGAAACGCUUUCGACAAUCAUUGCUGUUGUUGUUUCCGUUGGUAUUGUAGUUGCUAUCAUACUAGGAACAGUUUUUCUGGUCAGAUACUGCCGUCGCAGAAGACCCGCUCCAGGAAUGGUCAUCUUGGUGAAUCAAUAA